GAACCGAUCAUUUGAGAGGACAUUCGAAGAAAGUUCAAAAACCGAGGUCAAACCGUUUACGUCUGGAGUCCCGUUUAUCUCACCGAGUAGUGAAUUACCGGAAAUCUCUACCGGAACACGUAAUAUCACCACCGUCUGUUAAUAUAUUCAAAACGAGAUUGGACCUCCACAGUAUUACAAACUGCAAGGAUUAAUAUAGGUCGACAGACCUCCUAUCCUUAUUACUGAAGACUGAAGACUAUGGUAGUUGUUGAGCACCAAGAACGCGGGAAAAAUGAUAAUCUAAAAGCAAAGGAAGAUAGGAAUGUACACAAGUAACAGUAGUCACGAGAGAUAGUUGAAAAAAAUAGAACUGAAAGUGUUGAAAACUUGGAAACUUAAAAAUAUUGCUUUGUGCUCAAAUGGUAACCUUUAAAAAGUGUGAAAUUCUCUUCAACACGUAUGUAGCAACCACCAGCUAGGUUAGUUACUUACUGGACGUCCAAGUGUUUCAUAACUAUUAUUAAUUUGACAUUAACUUUUCACGGAGAUAUUGAAAUUAGGACUUUACAGGGCUAUCUGUCUUCAAGGUCAGGAGUGUGAUUUACAUUCUCAUAAAACUAUACUUCACGGACGAGCCAGUCAAAAUCGCGAAUGUGAAAUUCAAGUAUCAUGUGUAACAAGCAGCAAAAGCUCUUUUGUAUGCUGCUAGAAAUCCUUAGAAAAUAUCGUAAACUCACUAUUAUCUAUCAUUGAUUAACGUUAAUCUAUCAAUUGAUACUGUCAAAUCAUCAAAUGCCUUUUUUGUCUCUUUAAAUUGAGUAUAUGUACCCCUGAAUGGAAAACCCUACUUUCUAAUCCUAAAGUAAACCUCAAGUCGAUCGCCCCAAGCUCCUGACUGGGGAAAUUUAGGGGAGUUCUGGGGAAAGUUUAGGGGUUUUGUGUCAUUUCCCCAAAAUUGGCAGCUUGGGACGUUACAUAUAUUUGUCUAAACUAGUCAGACAUUGCAUUUUUAAUAAAAUUACUUCAUUCAUAUAGCUACAGAGCAAUUUUGAGUAGUAACCGACGUCAUUUCGUGUUAAAGCCUUGACCUCUUUCGCAAUUUCUUUAGCAGUAACUAGGGCCAAUAUAAAGAACUUAAGAUUCCUUUGCGUCCUUAUAAAUAUUUAAAAAGAUAAGCAGUCUAUUUCCAUGAGGGCAAUUUGAUGUUUUUCCAUAGUUUCAAGUUAAAUGACCUGUGGAAAACGUCAGUAGAUUCAAUGUUUACUUAAGACCGGCUCACGCUAGCAAUACUAUUGGUUUUUUUCCAUGGACUACCCAUCAAUAAACGUCUUUUACAAUUGUCUAAAAACUGUAUUUUCAGUUCUAAUCUUGUCCAUAAAGUGUGCCUUUGCUCUCAUGUUGCACUUAUUACUUUUCCAUUGUUACUGAAAUAUAUUUGAAUGUAUAUUUGAAUCAUCGAGCAGAAAUUAGCGAGAUUAGAUCAAAUAUCAGAUAUCUUCAUAAUUUAGGACGACCUCCAAUAAAAUAUUGGUGAUAUAAGAAUUUUGGCGAUUCACUAACAUAGAACAAAAAAAUGAAUAAGGUUGUUUUUAGAUAAACAUCAUCAUAUAUCAAGUGUCUAACCAAUCCAUCUUAAAAUAUGAUAAUCAUAAUGUAUAAAAACUUAUUACCCAGUACUCUAAUGAUUUUGUUUUCUAGAAUCAGUUGACUACCACUUUGAUAAUUUCCUUUCUAUCAUAUAUGGUUCAUAUUUGAAUCCUUUUCUGUCAUAAUCGACUUUUCAAAUAAAUUUCAUCUGUAUAUUCUUUGUGUUUUUUUCGAGUAUUCUCCGCCUUUUUCAAUGUCAUUCACAGAACUUAUUGCCUUUGCAGUUUUAACUGAAAAUGACCUCGUUUGAUGCCGAAAAAUCUGUAACUGAUCCGAAUAUCGAGAUACAAUGGGCUGAACAUUGUUUCCGUGAUGCAGAAGAUUAUUUUCGCUUACUUUGUUCAGUCUCUGACCCCUCACAAUUAAGACUGACUGCCAUAGACGAUUUCAUAUACGACAAAUUUAUGGGAGAGUUUAGUGAUAUACAAUUAGACGUUAUUUCUGAAGAUUCUUUGAAAUCGGAGCAAUCAAAACCAAAAUGGCGAUCAUUUUGCAAUGAGUUUGAAAGGAAAGUUGAAGAUUUCAACUUCGGUACUUUAUUGAGACUUGAUGCCUCAAAAGGAUACUGUCCAGAAAACACCUGCAUCGUUCCUAGAAUACAGUUCCUUGCCUUAGAAAUCGCACGUAACCGCCUUGGGAUCAAUAACACUGAGAAGCUCAGACAAAUACAGGGAUAAAUUUGUACAUAUCUUGUAUAUUUUUUCUAUAAAACUUUGUAAUUGGCCUUGUUUAAAGACUUUAUUGGGAUUUUAAAGAUGAUGAAUCGAAGCUCACUACAUGUAUGAAUAUUUUUUAAUAACAUCAAAAACAACUACGCUACUGAUCACCAUACCUUGCUAAUCAACCUCAUAAAUAAUUAUUCCCACAUUACUUUAUUCAUCGAAUAAGCUCUUCUACAUUACAACUACUUAAUAGUUAAAUUAUUGAUGUAGAUAAUUUAUCACCCCUUUGUUCCAGACUCAAUUCUACGUGCCUGAUAAUCCAAUUGUGACAAAAAGCAAUUAAAAUCGAGAAUUUUGGACCAAUAGUAUUCUGCUCGCUGUUAUGUUAAGGGUCCCAUCUCGCAUGAACUCUCGGGUGUAUAUCGCUAACUAAUGCUGAACCGGCACGAUAAAGCUGCCUAGUGUUUUAUAAUAUCCUAGGAGAUACCAGUCGUCUGUAAAUCAACUUUAAAAUCUCAGAAGACAUCUUGCUAGGUCGUACUUCUCUUCACGGUUUUCUACAUAUUGUCGCUGAUUAUUUGAUUCUGUCAUACCAUCGAUGAUGAAAUGUAGGUUAGUAUGUCUUGAGGACGACUUGUGUUAUGACCUUGACGUCUGGCUUUUCUAUCACACGAUUUAUCUACCAAUCCGAAUACGACUUAUACGAAUCUUCACCCUAGGCCAACCAAUGACGUUCAACCGGUGUGGGCAGUUUAGCGUCCUUAUUGGUCCUAUGUCCUCCGAGCCCUUCCACUUGAGUCCAGAACACAAUACCAACUUCCGUAAUGUGAAUCGAAUCAGACCAGAUCGUUUAU
Messenger RNA from Schistosoma haematobium, 3145 nucleotides. It is a transcript of the gene PBDC1, whose product is annotated as Protein pbdc1. Lineage: Eukaryota; Metazoa; Platyhelminthes; Trematoda; Strigeidida; Schistosomatidae. The coding region runs from base 1866 to 2306 and encodes 146 amino acids. The record is from RefSeq and is a predicted model, not a curated record. Gene Ontology annotation, cellular component: cytoplasm. The transcript has 5 exons.